AUGGGUUCCGUCGACUACACCCCGGACAUGGCCGCCGCCAAGCCCGAGUCCCAGGUCCUUGAGAAGCCUAGCCGGAGCGGAAGGAAACUCCGCAUCAUCUGCCUGGGUGCCGGCGCCAGUGCGCUCAACCUCGCCCACGAGAUUGACAUAAGCCCUCUGGACCUCGAAUUGGUAUGCUACGAGAAGAAUCCUUCCAUCGGAGGUUCCUGUGAGUGGACGUCCUUCUAUUCAGGCGCCCCGGAGACCCUCCAGUAUUUCAAGGAUGUGGCGGAGAAGUUUGACUUGAACAAAUACAUACGGCUAAACCACAGAGUGGUGGGUGCCUACUGGAACGAGGAGGAUCAGAUGUGGCACGUCAAGAUCCAGAAGGGCGACGACCCUGAUGCCAUCACCGAAGACAAAGCCAACAUCUUUGUCAAUGCCAGUGGAGUUCUGAAGUAUGUUGACCCGUCUCACACUAUUCAACUAUUCGAAUCACUAGCAGCUUCUGAUGAGUUCUUUUCGUAUGACUAA
Molecule: messenger RNA, 513 nt
Organism: Diaporthe citri
Lineage: Eukaryota; Fungi; Ascomycota; Sordariomycetes; Diaporthales; Diaporthaceae
Exons: 3
Coding region: 1-513 (170 amino acids)
Source: RefSeq, a predicted model, not a curated record